CUUUAUGCAAAUUUUGUAUUUAGCUUCGUUAAGGUAAUUAUAAAAGUACACGAUGUAGACAUGUACAGUACUGUGGCCAUGUGCCCGCAGGAGCCACACAGAGAGGACCUGAGGGAGGAGCUAACCUUUACAGUGACACAUAAACACAAGCACGUAUAUACGCUGUAGCUCGUAGUUAGCUUAGCGGGUUAGCACCCCGGCAUAAUAGCUGUUAUUUUGAUAUAUUCAGUGGCACUAGAUAUGAGCGAUAACGACAAAGGACGGGAGUCUCGCUCCGUAUCCCGGAGCGUGAGUCCACGGGGUUCUGGGAAGUCAGCGAGCCGCUCACCAGCUCGUUCGGCCCAUUCAAAAGAUGGUUCCCACCGCUCCUGCUCUAAAUCUCGAUCUCGUUCCAGGUCGAAAUCUGGGUCCCACUCCCACCGUGGCUCACGCAGACACUACAGCCGGUCUCGCUCCCGCUCAAGGUCAUAUCAGCGCCGAUCUCGCAGUAGGUCCUACAGUGGAGAGCGUCGACGCAGAAGCCAUAGUCGCUCACCCAUGUCCAAUCGCCGCAGGCACAUCGGCAACCGUGCAAAUCCAGAUCCCAACUGUUGCCUGGGAGUGUUUGGCCUGAGCUUGUACACCACAGAGAGAGAUCUGAGGGAAGUCUUCUCUAAAUACGGCCCCCUGGCGGAUGUCUCUAUCGUGUAUGACCAGCAGUCGAGGCGCUCCAGGGGCUUUGCUUUUGUUUACUUCGAAAACACAGAUGAUGCUAAAGAGGCAAAGGAACGAGCCAAUGGCAUGGAGCUGGAUGGGCGUAGAAUUAGGGUAGACUUCUCUAUCACAAAAAGACCUCACACUCCAACACCUGGAAUCUACAUGGGACGGCCGACAUAUGGUGGAGGUGGUCCCAGUGGUCCUCGGCGCUAUUCACGUGACUACGACCGUGGAUAUGAUCGUGGAUACGACAGAGGUGGCUACGAUCGCUAUGACGACAGGGACUACUACAGAUCGUACAGGCGAUCUCCAUCACCAUACUACAGAGGGGCUUACAGGUCUCGAUCCAGAUCACGAUCUUAUUCUCCCCGUCGAUAUUGACCCUUUCUGUCAAGCAAAAACCUCUUUCCAUCCCAAACAGGAAGUGUUUCUGAGAGACAUGAUUGACCUCAGAGUAGAUCUUUUUUCUUAAGGUGAUCAUCACACUUCAGUUUGCUCAUAUACAUGAACAGUAAAACUAUACAGACAUCAGUUGUGAAGCAUACCUCUCAUGUUUUUAAUUGUUAAUGUAUAGACUACACUUGUUGUAAAUGUUUUAUUAAUGUUUGAUUAAUGUUGCAGACAAAUUAAGUUAAAAAAAAUCAUCUUUCAACAGAUUAAAAGGGAGAUGCAUUUUUUUUCCA
Molecule: messenger RNA, 1379 nt
Organism: Amphiprion ocellaris (clown anemonefish)
Lineage: Eukaryota; Metazoa; Chordata; Actinopteri; Pomacentridae
Gene: tra2b
Product: transformer 2 beta homolog
Exons: 8
Coding region: 241-1077 (278 amino acids)
Biological process (GO): positive regulation of mRNA splicing, via spliceosome
Cellular component (GO): spliceosomal complex
Molecular function (GO): RNA binding
Source: RefSeq, a predicted model, not a curated record